Molecule: messenger RNA, 1488 nt
Organism: Plasmodium knowlesi strain H
Lineage: Eukaryota; Apicomplexa; Aconoidasida; Haemosporida; Plasmodiidae
Exons: 2
Coding region: 1-1488 (495 amino acids)
Source: RefSeq, a predicted model, not a curated record
AUGGCAUAUCACACAGGCUCCCCCUACAGCCUCUACUCCAUGAUGGACGUUAACAGUCCAUUGAGUUCCUUUGGUGAGAAUUAUUAUGUGUCCGAACCUUACCAUCCUCCGCAUACCCCCGUUAUUAGUAACAUGUUUCACGGAAGCUUUCCGAGUUAUUACGAAGAUGAUGAUGAUGAUUAUUAUAAUGAGGAAGAUUUUCUUAUGGAGGAAUCAGAAAUCAGUCGACAUCUGAAAUCGGACGAAAAUAAAACAGGGAAUGUUGAAAAUAAAACGGAAAAAAUCGAAAAUAAAACAGGGAAUGUUGAAAAUAAAACAGGAAAAGUUGAAAAUAAGACGGGAAACGUUGAAAAUAAAACAGGGAAUGUUGCAAAUAAAACGGGAAAAGUUGAAAAUAAGACGGGAAACGUUGAAAAUAAAACAGGGAAUGUUGCAAAUAAAACGGGAGAAGUUGAAAAUAAAACGGGAAACGUUGAAAAUAAAGCAGAAAAAGUUGAAAAUGAAGAGAAGAGCAUAAGCAACAGGAAUAGUAAAUUGACUUUAUUUCAAGCUGUUAUGAUCAUGGUUCUUGUGAUGAGAUUAGGGAGAAAAAGGUGCAAGAGAUUGAGGAAGAAGCAUGAAGCCAGGAAGAAACUAUUAAAAUUCCUGGACAAAGUGAACGAAAGAAUUAAAAAGGACGAUCUUAAAAUGGAGAAUAAGUUAAAGAGGCUGAAGGUGAAAAUACAAAAGGAACGAACAAAUAUGGAGAAAAAAUGGAAUGAUAAAAGAAAAAGAGUCAGGGAUGAAGUAGCCCUUAAACCGUCAAAAGAAAAAUUGCCUGGAAUAGGCCCAUUCUACGACGAGAACAAAAGACUCUUGGAUAGGAAAUUGGACAUUGUAGAUAUGAAUUAUGAGAAGUAUAAAUAUAAUAAAGAAAAAGAAUGGAAUGCUAUGAAAGCACGUUAUCAUAAGAAUCUGAAGAAGGUACAUGAUAGACAGCAGAAGAGGAAACGGUUGAAGUGCAGACGAAUGUUCUUGUUUGAAAGGAGGUGGAACUUUGGACCAAAAACCAUGCAUAAGUUCCUGAAACAGAGAGGACAAAAAGUGGAGGAAGCUAAGGUGUUAGAUAUGAUAGGGGAAUUAGGGAGAAUAGAAAUAGUGAAGGCGCAGAAGGAGGAAAAAAUAGCAGAAGUGCAUAAAGCGGCAGAGGAGGCAAAAAAUGGAGAAGCGGCAAAAUUACAGGCGGCACAUGAGGCAAGAGUAGCAAGAGGGGAAAAAUUGGCAGGAUUGAUAGAAGCAGCAGAAAGAGCGGAAGCUGCAAAGAAGGCAUUGGCGACUGCAGCGGCGAGGGAAGAAGAAAUGGAAGAAGAUGAUGACGAUGAGUACUAUUAUUAUGUGGAUUCUGAUGAUGAAUAUUAUGAUGAUUCUGAUGGUGAAUAUUAUGAUGAUUCUGAUGAUUAUUACGAUGAACACCCCCCCGAGCACGGCUACGAGGACGAGGAUGCUUAG